UUGCUUCUGCCCUCAGCCCUACCUUGGCUUGGGUUACAGCACCCACGUGUGGUGUGUAAGAUCCGGGCACCCGCCCCCCGACUACGUUGAAGUCCGAUCGACUAGUGGCGCUUUGCAUGUCAGCCCCCGCUCAGCAAACAAAAAGAGCUGCCUGGCCGAUUCUGCCUUCCUCCAAGACACUUUUAAGCCUAUUCAGGUUUCAAAACUGUCAACAAGCAAGCAGCCCGUUCACUUGCGCUGAUAUACAAACCACGGAAGGCCGUGCCUCGCCGGCCGUGUCACACCCGCACGUUCGCCAGAAGCCCGGCUCAUCCAACUGUGCGAAAACCCCUGGUCGAAUCCUCGAUAAGCGUCGAUAAGCGGCCGAGUCCGCCAACCAGCGAGGCCGCCAUGCGCAACAUAUGGCCGUGCUCGUCCUGCGCCCUUCUACUCCUCGUUGCGCUUCUCGGAAGGGAAACAUCAGCGUCGCACGCCGGGAAGUUAUGGAGGAAAGAUGUACACCAGAUCCCAAAGGUUCAGGUCACUGCCCACCCGGCGCGCAGGGAUGAGGGCACAUGCCCAGCCGAGCAUACGUCCUGUCCAGCCUCCCUGAGCGGCGGCUGCUGCCCUUCUCGGUAUGCCUGCGCGGUAGACUCGUGCUAUGCGACAACGGCUGGGCCGACAUCAGCCUGUGGCAAGGCAAAUUAUUUUGCCUGCGCACCCGUGAACGGAGGAGUGGGCUGCUGCCCUGUCGGCUAUCUGUGUGGAGAUGGUGACGACUGUAUCCCCCCUGCGAGUGCUACCUACAGCGAUCUCAGUUGUCCAAACGACUACUUCCUCUGUCCAUCCACCGUCGGCUAUGGGUGUUGUAGGAGUGGAAUGGGAUGUGCGCCCAACGCCUGUUACUCGACCGCGCCGGUCACCACCACCGUCCUUCAGACGAUUACGACGACAUCCGGCUCACAAACUGUAACGACCACCCGGACAGCCGUAACCGUCGCCGUACCAACUCCUCCCUCGGGGCUUCCCACAGACGACGCAAAUGUCGCGGCGAAGUUCAUUCCCACCAGCGUGCCAAAAGUCGCCGCGAGUUCAUCCAGCGAAUCCGGCGGCGGCCUAAGCGGUGGCGCGAUUGGAGGCAUCAUUGCGGGUGUGGUAAUUCUGUUGAUUGUGGUGGUUGUCGCGGCUUUCCUCAUCAUCCGGCGGCUGAAGCAGGUCGAGAAUAUCGUCGAGUCCAAGCGCGGCUCAUCAUCGAAAGCCAAAUCGCAAUCCCAGGCCCAAAUGGAGCACUACGGACGACAGCUGCACUCCGACGUCGACGACAUGACUAGCGUAGACCCCCUGAUGCUCAGGAACAACACCAGCACUGCCGGCACCCCGCAACCCGAAAUCGAUGCAUCCCAGGGGCGGUCUGACUCCGGCGGCUUCAGCCCUUCCCCGAACAUGUUCGCCUUCACCGACAGCCACCUCCGCCACGCCAGCCCGGAUUCCAACCAGGGCUACUUUGACAUCCCCGGCCGCGUACAGAACCUCCCCAGGCACGGUGCAGGCGGUGCAGUGUCCCAGCAGCCGAUGCAACCCGCCCUCAUCCGCGGCAGCAGCAUGGAUGAUGCCGGUACCGCAGCCGCCCAGCACCGCCCAUACGCAUACACACACUGGCGGCAACAGAGCACCGCCAGCGAAUUGUCUGCCGACGGCAGCGACAACGGCAUGAACGCCACCGUACGCAGUCCGCUUGUCGGCACCGGCGGCGGCGUCUCCGAGCUGGAAGCGUCGGGGUCGGGAGCAUUCGCCGAGCUGCCCGGUGCGGUGGCAGGCGGGGUGAGGAGCCGAUCAAGCAGUACGAAUAGCGCGUCUGGACGCGGGCACGUGAGGAGCAGGAGUGGUGGGAUCAACCAGCUGCCCUCGGGCCAGAGCAGUCCGACAGUGGGCGCGUCAGGGUUGGAGCCGCUCGCGCCGCUGGUCGAGACGGCGUCCGAGAUGCACGGGUACCAUGGCCCCAUGAACCAGCAGGCGGGACAGACGACGGCAGGGCUGGAUGUGCAGGCCGGGUGGGAUGCAAGCGGUGGGUUCUACACCCACCAGCAGCAGCAGCAGCAAGAGUACCAGAGACCACGCCCGGGGGCAGGGUUAUGAGGGGGAUGGGUGAUCGUUUAAGAUACGGCCUUGUUUGGACAAGGGGAGAGCUUCGGCUGUGGUGUUGAAUUUCGGACCUUGGAACACUUUGGAUACCCAUCUUGCGCCGGC
Molecule: messenger RNA, 2226 nt
Organism: Chaetomium strumarium
Lineage: Eukaryota; Fungi; Ascomycota; Sordariomycetes; Sordariales; Chaetomiaceae
Exons: 2
Coding region: 391-2115 (574 amino acids)
Source: RefSeq, a predicted model, not a curated record